AUCUGGCACGAUUCUCAAAGCUAUAUGAGGCGUUUUUAAACAGAAACCUUUCUUGCUUUGUUCUAUUAGCACAAUUCUCCGCUCUUCUUCUUCUUCCUCAUCUCUGUAGACUACAGCUCUCCGCCGGAUCCUCCUUCCAUUUCCUUCUCUACUUUGAGUUCUAAUGGCGUUGAAUGUCCUUGCGCCGCUUGAAAUGAAGGCUCUCUCCUUCUUAGACUCCUCCAGAUCCAGACACUUCACCAAGCUUCAAGGAGCAUCAUCCUUGAAGGAUUGUAGAACUAUUGUUCAGAAAAGGAUUCACUGUUCAUCACAGCCUCCUCCUCCAGCUUGGCCUGGACGAGCAGUCACAGAGCCGCAACAUAAGAAAUGGGAAGGCCAGAAGCCGAUCUCCAUUUUAGGAUCCACUGGUUCCAUUGGAACUCAGACAUUGGAUAUUGUGGCAGAGAAUCCUGAGAAAUUUAGAGUUGUGGCACUUGCAGCUGGCUCUAACAUAACUCUUCUUGCGGAUCAGGUGAAAACAUUUAAACCUCAGAUAGUUGCUGUAAGAAAUGAGUCCUUAAUCGAUGAGCUCAAAGAGGCUUUGGGUGAUCUUGAUGAAAAGCCUGAGAUUAUCCCUGGCGAGCAGGGAGUAAUUGAGGCUGCACGACACCCAGACGCAGCCACUGUUGUUACAGGAAUAGUAGGUUGUGCUGGACUAAAGCCUACCGUUGCUGCAAUUGAAGCUGGGAAAGACAUAGCCUUGGCGAAUAAAGAGACUCUGAUUGCCGGUGGUCCCUUUGUUCUUCCCCUUGCCCACAAGCAUAAUGUAAAAAUCCUUCCUGCCGAUUCAGAACAUUCAGCAAUAUUCCAGUGUAUUCAGGGACUGUCCGAGGGUGCACUUCGCCGCAUUAUUUUGACUGCAUCUGGCGGGGCUUUCAGAGACUUGCCGGUUGAAAAGUUGAAGGACGUUAAAGUUGCAGAUGCUUUAAAGCAUCCCAACUGGAGCAUGGGAAAGAAAAUCACUGUUGACUCCGCUACACUUUUCAACAAGGGUCUAGAAGUGAUUGAAGCACACUAUUUAUUUGGAGCGGAAUACGAUAACAUUGAGAUUGUUAUCCACCCGCAAUCGAUCAUACAUUCAAUGGUAGAAACACAGGAUUCAUCUGUUUUAGCUCAAUUGGGUUGGCCUGAUAUGCGCUUGCCCAUUCUAUACACCAUAACAUGGCCAGAUAGAAUACACUGCUCUGAAAUAACUUGGCCUCGCCUUGAUCUUUGCAAGCUAGGUUCACUCACAUUCAAAACUCCAGACAAUGUAAAAUACCCAUCCAUGGAUCUGGCCUAUGCUGCUGGACGGGCGGGAGGAACCAUGACUGGAGUCCUGAGUGCAGCUAAUGAGAAGGCGGUGGAAAUGUUCAUCGAUGAAAAAAUCAGCUACUUGGAUAUUUUCAAGAUUGUGGAGCUAACAUGUGAAAAGCAUCGAAAUGAAUUGAUCAGUGCGCCUUCCCUUGAGGAGAUCGUACAUUACGACUCGUGGGCAAGGGUUUACGCUGCAAGUUUGCAGUCCUCUUCUUUUAGCCCUGUAGCUGCAUGACCGCCGUCUGUGUUCACCUGCAACAAGGUAACCUUUCCCUGAGGCCUUGAUGAAGACCUGGAAGUUUUGCUCUCUGUCUCACAGAAUGGCCAGGCUGGAGAAGGUAGUUUAAAAGGACCAGUUAGGAAUUUAAUUUUUUAAAAAAAAAAGUUAUAUAUAUAACCACAGCACAAAACUAUGAAUCAAUUGUGAUGUUAAAGUUCAUGCAGGGAAAUGGAAGUGAAAUAAAUUUAUGGGACUGUCAGAUGGCAUCCCAAUUCUCGUUUUCAAGCUAAAGUUCUAUUGUACAAAAUUCAGAUUGUUUGAGGAACAAUUGGAAGUAGCGGAGGUUAUAAGGUGAAUUGGGAAGGGAAGAUGUAUUCAUUGAGAGUUCUUAUUCA
Molecule: messenger RNA, 1950 nt
Organism: Cucurbita pepo subsp. pepo (vegetable marrow)
Lineage: Eukaryota; Viridiplantae; Streptophyta; Magnoliopsida; Cucurbitales; Cucurbitaceae
Gene: DXR
Product: 1-deoxy-D-xylulose 5-phosphate reductoisomerase
Biological process (GO): isoprenoid biosynthetic process
Molecular function (GO): protein binding; NADPH binding; manganese ion binding
Source: RefSeq, a predicted model, not a curated record